This is a messenger RNA of Topomyia yanbarensis, 427 nucleotides long. RefSeq names its product BLOC-1-related complex subunit 7 (gene BORCS7). The coding region runs from base 110 to 427 and encodes 105 amino acids. The transcript has 2 exons. The record is from RefSeq and is a predicted model, not a curated record. Lineage: Eukaryota; Metazoa; Arthropoda; Insecta; Diptera; Culicidae. Gene Ontology annotation, cellular component: BORC complex.
CAGAGACCCCUUGUUUGUGUUAUUUAUUCAGUUUGAUGAAAAUAUUGAUUAGCGCUCAACAACAUUCUGUGGAUUACCCACUGGAACUAAUUUCGGAGUGCGAUAUAGAAUGGCAUCCGCUUCAAGCAGCAGUGCCAAAAAUUUGUUCAACGAUUCCAAGCGGAGGCUAGCAGAGCGAGUAGCCGUGAAUGUAAACAACGCCUCCUCCGUCGCUCGACAGAUUGUUCGCGGUUCCAAAUCCAAUGAAAUCCUCAUGCAAGCAGCAAAAAAUUUUGCUUAUCACGAAAGCUCUGUGGACAACAGCAUCCAGAAUUUGAAGAAGAUGGAUAUAAUUUUCCAGCAUAUGAAUUACCAGUAUGAUGCGAUCCAACAGGCAGCGGAAAAGUUAGAAUAUGUGGAGGAACAGGUGAACGCUAUGGAAAGAUGA